Molecule: messenger RNA, 1743 nt
Organism: Heterostelium album PN500
Lineage: Eukaryota; Evosea; Eumycetozoa; Acytosteliales; Acytosteliaceae
Product: sodium/calcium exchanger protein
Exons: 2
Coding region: 1-1743 (580 amino acids)
Biological process (GO): intracellular calcium ion homeostasis; calcium ion transmembrane transport
Cellular component (GO): membrane
Molecular function (GO): calcium:proton antiporter activity
Source: RefSeq, a predicted model, not a curated record
AUGAAGAUUCAGACAAUAAUUGUAUUGUUGUUUGGACUUUUGGUUGUUACAAGUGGACGACAUGUAAAAUCAGACCACAACAACAAUGCUUUAGUUUUCAGUUUGAAGGGAUCACCCUAUACCGUUUCCAAUGUUACCGAUUGCUCUGAUUGUGCAGCGAUCGACAAUAGCUAUUGGUGUGACGACAGAUCUCUUUGUUUGAUCGAUGUCGAUGGCAAUGCAACCAUCUCAAGCUUACCGCUUUGUAAGAAUGGUUACUGCAGCGGCGAUUCAUGUCGUUGUGAAACCGAGUGUCUCAAUUCGAUCUGGCCAUGCAGUGGUACUGUCGUCGGUAUGUUGAUUCUGAUGGCCGGUUAUGGUGUCAUCUUGGCGUACGGUGCCAAGCUUAUUUCCGACGGUUCCGAAUUGCUACUGGAGAUUCUCGAUCCCGGUAUCAUUGGUGGUCUGCUUCUCCCGUUGCUCUCUGCAUUCCCUGAUGCCGCUAUCAUCGUUGUUUCCGGUGCUUUCAGUUCGCAAGCAAUGGCACAGGCACAGUUGAGUGUUGGUCUAGGUACUCUGGCCGGUUCGACAGUGAUGUUGCUUACCAUCCCUUAUUCGGCAAGUUUGUUGCUGGCUCGUUGUGAUUUGCGCAAUGGCUAUGCAGUCGAUGGUGUCUGUACUUCUAGAAGUUUGACAAAGACCGGUGUCACUGUCGACGAUGAUACUCCACUGAAUGCAAAGAUUAUGAUGCUAACAUCAGUCAGUUAUCUCAUUGUACAAGGAAUUGCAUUUGCCUAUCUCAAAGAUCCAGAUUCAGGUAAGCACGUCGAGAAAUGGUUUGCGUUGGUUGGAUUCAUUGUGUGUCUUGUAUUCUUGGUUCUCUACUGUACCUAUCAAGUGGUAUCUCCAAAGUUACAAGAGAAAAAGAUGGCUGAAGCCAAGCGUAAAUACAUGCUCAACCAAACCAUACAUCAUUUCCUUCAUAAUCUCACAAAGAGAAGAUUCCCAUCGGCAUCAACAGCAGCAGCAGCAGCAGCAACAUCAAGUAACAACAAUAACAACAGUGAAUCAAAUGCUGAAUCCGGUGAACAAUCACCAUUGCUUCAUUCAGAGCAUCAACAUUUACCAGUGGAUGUCAAGGGUAUUGGAUUAAAGUGGAAGGCAAAAGCCAAGGCAAAGGUUGCAGAACGUGAAGAAGUCACUUCAAUUCAGGUCGAAGAGAAGAAGGAUGAAGACGAUGAAGAAGAGGAGAAUCAGGGACCAGUCACACCGGAGGAACGCAAGAAGAUUGCCUUAAAGGCAGCCGUUCUUUUGGCAAUCGGUUCGGUGAUGGUAUCUGUUUUCUCAGAUCCAAUGGUUGAUGUUAUUACCGAUUUCGGUAACAAACUCAAUAUCAAACUCUUCUACAUCUCAUUCAUUGUGACACCAUUCUGUUCGAAUGCCUCUGAGCUUAUCAGUUCGCUUAUUUUCGCAUCAAAGAAGCGUAAAGCCAACUCAUCCCUUACAUUCUCUGCACUCUACGGUUCCGCCACAAUGAACAACACAAUGUGUUUGGGUAUCUUCUUUGCACUCGUAUUCUUCCGUAAUUUAACUUGGGAGUUCAGUGCCGAGACAGUUACAAUCCUAUUCGUAACAUUGUCAGUUGGUAUUAUUGGUGCAACUCGUAAAACAAUGAAAUUUUUCUGGGCACCAACCAUCCUUUGUUUGUACCCAUUAUCAUUAUUAUUGGUAUACCUCUUAGAACAGUACGCUCAUUGGCAAUAG